Molecule: messenger RNA, 4303 nt
Organism: Brassica rapa (field mustard)
Lineage: Eukaryota; Viridiplantae; Streptophyta; Magnoliopsida; Brassicales; Brassicaceae
Product: protein indeterminate-domain 4, chloroplastic-like
Cellular component (GO): nucleus
Molecular function (GO): DNA-binding transcription factor activity
Source: RefSeq, a predicted model, not a curated record
AUUUUAUAAAAUGAAAAAAAAUUAUAUCAAAUUUUACUAUUUUAUAAUAUCUAUCAUUUUAAAAUAAAACAUUGUAUUUAACUAAAUGCGAUAAAAUUAUUUUAAACUGAUAAAUUAAUAUAUUUUACAUUCAAAAACAUUUAAAAUUUAGGCUAGAAAUAUAAUAUGUUGGUAGAAUAGGUUAACAUUAGUAAAUUAGAUAAUUCACUUAUAAAACUAACUUAUCUUAAACUUUUAUAUAAUCAAUUAACUUACAACAUGAAAACUAUCAAAUUGUUAUAUUUAAAAUAAUUAUAUAUAACCAUUUAAAUAUAUAACUUUAAGAAUAUAUUCUACUUAUGUAAAAUAUAUAUAAACAUAAAAAUUAAUACCCGCACGGUUGUGCGGAUCCAAAUCUAGUUUUCUUAUUUUAAUUUUCAAGUUUAUUUAUUUAGCCUUUUUGUAAAACUAAAUGUAAAAAAUGUUAUAUUGUAUAUUUUAUAUUGUAUAUUUUCUUAUACUGUACAUUUUCGAAUAUAUUUAUUUAACCAUUUAUAUGAAAUGGUAAUAUUACAUUAAUGACAGUUACCAAAACAAAAUGCCACGUGGCUUUUUUCCAGAGAAUGAUUUUUCUCUAUUUAUUUAUUUUAAUAUAAUUGAUGCUUAUGUAAUAUUUCUUUUUUUUUAUAUUGUAUAUUUACUUAUCACUUAUUUUGCAAUACAUUUUUCAGAUAUAUGUUUAAUUAUUUAACUCAAUAUUAUCAUUUCUUAUAUUGUUAUUUUCUUAUUUUAAUUUUCAAGUUUAUUUAUUUAACCUUUUCGUAAAAAUAAAUGUAAAAAAUGUAAUAUUGUAUAUUUUUUAUAUUGUAUAUUUUCGAAUAUAUUUAUUUAACCAUUUAUAUAAAAUGGUAAUAUUACAUUAAGGACAUUUACCAAAAAAAAAGUCUCGUAGCUUCUUUCGGUUGAAUGAUUUUUUGUUGAUGUGUACGCUAUGUGGAUCCUCGAAGGUCUUUUUAUUAGUAUAGAUUUAAUGUCUGUGUGACAAUUGAUAUGUUCAUUUUCAUCUUUUUCUACAUGUUUUCUUAAUUGACAUACUUAUUUUUUUUAUAGCCAUCUCUCUUUACUUCUUUCCAUUAUAGUUUUAUCUUCAGAUUGUUUUUCUUUUCCAAACAAAGUUUAUAUCUAUUAUCUUUAAAAAUCCAUAUUCUCAAUUGCUAGUAAAUAAAACAUCAACUAAUAUUAAAUAGUAAACAAUCUCUUCACCUUUAUUUAACAUUUUAGGAUUUAUUUACUUAUGAUAUGAUAACAAAAAGUUAUAUAGUAUGAAUUGACAUAAUAUUAUAUAUAAUAUUUUCCUAUAGAUUUUAAAAAUUAAGUUUAAUAAGAAUGUAAUAUUACAAUUAAUAAUAUUAGUAAAAAUAAUAAAAUAUGUAUAUUUUAUAAAUAUAAUAUUAUGAGUCGAAUAAAAUUAAUAGUUUUAUAUUUACAGCUUAUAAUUAUUUUAAUUAUUAUAUAUUUUAAUUAAAAUUUAUACCUCCGUCAAAUGAUCUAUCUAGAUCCGCCACUGGUGUGGAAGAUGUAUAAUAUUAUAUCCUUUUUGACAAAUAUUUUAAAUAAUAAACGCAACUAGCUUAGAACCCUUCAAGUAUUCAAAAAAUCAAGCUCAAAUUUGACAGGUGCUUCCGGAGUCGGGUGUCUCUAUGUGUCAUCUCGACGACACAACGGCAGAUACAAUUACAGGAAGAUGCCGACUUUGGGAUGUUUAAGUUCGGGUGGGGAUGAGAUUACUAGUUCAAGAUUAAGUUAAAUUGUUAAGACAAUUGUUAGGUUUUCUGGCUUUCAAAAUUGGAUUUUUUUUUUAAGGUUGUAAAUGUUGUCAUUUUAUUUAAUCGCUAUUUAACAAAGACAAAGUAAUACAUUGAUUUUCGUACAAGAAUCUAACGUUCUUUUCAACAAUCUAUAUGAUGGGGUGUAGAAAUGUACAUACAAAUAUAAUAUGUUUAAUAAUUAUUAACAUUUUUAGAUAAGCAAAAGAGUUAUUACAACAAAACCUAAUCAGUUUAAUGAAGGGAAAGCGAGGGUUUUGUCUUAAAGCCCACGAGAAAGAUACGAACUAGAAAAAUGUAGUCCCCACAUCACACCCCGCAUGUGGACACAUUUCAUCGUGUUAACAGUGACACCCAAACCGAAACCAGCCUUCUUCUUUCUUUUUUUUCUGUGCAAGAACAUCCUUCUUUUUUCUUUUUUUUUCUUGGUCAAACAGACCAUCCUUCUUCUUAAUUGUAAAAAAAUAAGUUUUAAACAAGUUUUUAUUUAUUUUGAAAUAGAGUAUGACAGAGAUGGACCUCAAGGUCAUAUAUGCCUUAUUAAAAAGAAGAAGAAGAAGAAGAACACAAAACAGGAGAGAGAAAGCGAGGGCUUUGAGGUUUGUCUUUGUAUUAUAACACACACAUACAUAAUAGUGUCUUCUUCUUCUUCUUUUUUUUUUGUUCAAAAGUGUGUCUUCUUCAUCAUCUUCUUUAUCAUCAUCAUACAUCAUCCUCUUCUUGGUUCUUUCUUAACCUCCGAUUUAUAGCUUUUUGACUAUUUUUUUCUUCUUAUUCUUGGUUGUUUUCUCUUGAUCUCAGUUUAUAAUCUUACACGCAAAGAAGAAGAUCUAAGAUGUCGUCAUCAUCAUAUAACGCAAGUGUUGCUCCAUCAUCAUCCUCAGCUGAGCCGUUCUUCCUCACUGGUUCCGGCGUCGGAGAUAACGAAUUUGACCGGAAAGAUACUUUUAUAUCAAUGAUACAAGAACCUAACUCCUCAGCUCAACCACCCAAGAAACGAAGAAACCAGCCCGGAAACCCAAAUCCUGAUGCGGAAGUGGUAGCGUUAUCUCCAAAGACUCUAAUGGCUACGAACAGGUUCAUAUGCGAUGUAUGCAAGAAAGGGUUUCAAAGAGAACAGAAUCUACAGCUUCACCGAAGAGGACAUAAUCUCCCAUGGAAGCUCAAACAGAAGUCAACCAAAGACGUGAAGAGGAAAGUGUAUCUUUGUCCGGAACCCACGUGCGUCCACCAUGACCACUCACGUGCUCUCGGAGACCUCACCGGAAUUAAGAAGCACUAUUACCGUAAACACGGAGAAAAGAAGUGGAAAUGCGAGAAAUGUUCAAAGCGUUACGCUGUUCAAUCGGAUUGGAAAGCUCACUCUAAGACUUGUGGUACUAAAGAGUAUCGAUGUGACUGUGGUACCAUCUUCUCUAGACGCGAUAGUUAUAUUACACACAGGGCUUUCUGUGAUGCAUUGAUACAAGAGACUGCUAGAAACUCUACCGUGAGCUUCACGUCUAUGGCAAGUGCUAGUAGCGGGGCUGUCUCCGGUGGAUUUUACAGGAGACUCGACGGUGGCAACGCUCUCGCCCACCGCAAUUUGAACGACCAUCAUAACUCCGGAUUUUCAACUAUUCCAGGUUACAAUCUAAACAUUGCAUCUUCUGAAAAUAGCAGAGACUACGUGCAGCAAACGUCAGACCCUAACUUCUUAAUCCAAAUCUCAUCGAGCCAACGGAUGCUGACUGUACCGAACAACAACGAUCAGAGUUUCAUGAACGAACAUGGUAUGAUCCAGUUUGAUCCAGUCAACAACACUAACCUAAAGAGUAACACCAACAACAGCUUCUUCAACCUCGGAUUCUUUCACGAAAACACCAAGAACUCAGAGACGAGUCUUCCUUCUCUAUACAGCACCGACGUUCAUACACGUUCUUCUAAUGUGUCAGCCACGGCGCUGCUUCAGAAAGCUACUCAAAUGGGCUCCGUUACAAGCAACGACCCUUCUGCGUUCUUCAGAGGCUUAGCUUCUUCGUCUAAUUCGUCAAGUGUGGUUGGUAAUGACUUUGGGGGAGGGCAGAUUAUGGGGAACAAUAAUAACGGUAGCCUUCAAGGUCUAGUGAGCUCACUAGUGGCCGUAAAUGGCGGUGGUGCUGGCGGAUCCGGUGGCAAUAUCUUCGACGUUCAUUUUGGAAACAUUGAAAAUAUGAGCGGCUCGGACAAGUUAACGUUGGAUUUUCUUGGAGUUGGAGGAUUGGUGAGAAAUGUAAAUCGUGGUGGUGGUCAUGGCGACGUUCCGGAGCAAAACCAUACAUUUGGAAGACCUUGAUAAAAUCAUCCAUUACUAUAGAUCUUUACUGAACUCUUUAGGUUUGAUUUUGAUUGAAGUCUGCCUUUUGUUAUGCUGUUAUAUAAUAAAAACAAUGUAAGGUUGCUACUUUGUUGUUUAGAACCGAAUAUGAAGUACCUUCUUUGUUAUGUAUAGUUAAUAUUCGGUUGCUGAUAUUCACUUA